AGAAGUACACUAAUUAAGGAUCACAUAGAAUUACCUCCCUCAGCUCCCUCUCUCCAUACAAAAAUGGCAAGGGUUGUUGCACUCAUCUCUGCACUUUGCAUUUUGGCCCUUGCCGGCAUCGCCCACUGCACUCCUGAGAAAUUCAAUGUUGUGGGCAACGUCUACUGCGACACCUGCCGUGUUCAAUUCCAGACCAGAAUUAGCCAGAACAUAAAAGAUGCGGUGGUGCGGCUGGAUUGCAGAAACAUAGAGAACCAGACAUUGACAUACAGCGUGAAGGGGGCGACGGGGGUGGACGGAAAGUACAACUUGACGGUGGACGGAGAACACGAGAAGGACAUGUGCGAGGUGACAGUGGUGAAGAGCCCAAGGGAGGAUUGCAAGGAGACCGUGGCGGGGUUGGAGAAAGCCAGAGUUGUUUGCACUCAGAACGUUGGAAUGGAGGGAGGCCUUCGCCAUGCUAACCCACUCUUCUUCAUGAAAGAUAAGGCCGAUGAGCGGUGUGCCAAAGUGUUGAAGGAGAUCGAUUUUCUCCCCGGUCCAGCCAUGUGAUAUCAUUUCUCCCAUCCAUCAACAACGUAACCUUAAUUAGCUUUGCCCUUUUUAAUGUUGUUCUAUAUAUAUGUGUGCACUCCAUUUGAUUGAAUAAAUUAUAUUUCGAUCGAGUUCAUGAUAUAUAAGUCGAGCUUGGUACGUAAA
Ipomoea triloba (trilobed morning glory) is the source of this 699-nucleotide messenger RNA. RefSeq names its product anther-specific protein LAT52-like. NCBI's taxonomy places the organism in Eukaryota, Viridiplantae, Streptophyta, Magnoliopsida, Solanales, Convolvulaceae. The record is from RefSeq and is a predicted model, not a curated record. The coding region runs from base 64 to 552 and encodes 162 amino acids. The transcript has 2 exons.